Molecule: messenger RNA, 471 nt
Organism: Symbiodinium sp. CCMP2592
Lineage: Eukaryota; Dinophyceae; Suessiales; Symbiodiniaceae
Source: the annotation of a GenBank genome assembly
AUGGCUGCUGCAGCCGAUGUGUCCCUGCAAACGAAUGAUGUCGUUCAGCGACAGAUCGCCAGGGCAGCCGUCUGGGGCUGCCCCGGCCUCGAGUUUUCGCGAGUGACGGCCGCGGCUCAGCCCUCGGAGAGGCCGGCUCUGGGGGAGCACCUGGACCUGCAGCUCAGCCAGAGGCCACCGCGCGAAGUGCUCCGUGAACGUCAAAGUGUUGCAUUGGGACUUGCCGUGCAGGCUCCGAGCCCAAGCCCUUCGGAGAAGAUCACGGAGGAGGCCCGGCCGGGACCUACCGGCACCACUGCGACACAUGGCAGAGCGCUCAAAGCCAUCUUGCAGAACGCGGUGACACGGUUUCCAACGGAGAACAUCAUCACCAACAUGUAUUUCUACUUCGUGUUGACAAUGUUCCUUCUUGUCGUCUUCUAUGUGGUGGUCUUCCAGAUGCUGGAGGAGGAGCAUGAGAAGGAUAGCUAA